Molecule: messenger RNA, 1582 nt
Organism: Ornithorhynchus anatinus (platypus)
Lineage: Eukaryota; Metazoa; Chordata; Mammalia; Monotremata; Ornithorhynchidae
Gene: SYNGR2
Product: synaptogyrin 2
Exons: 4
Coding region: 38-700 (220 amino acids)
Cellular component (GO): synaptic vesicle membrane; neuromuscular junction
Source: RefSeq, a predicted model, not a curated record
UGGGGGCGCGUGCGGGACGGGCGACGGCGGCGGCGCCAUGGAGAGCGGGGCUUAUGGCGCGGCCAAGGCCGGCGGCGCCUUCGACCUGUGGCGUUUCCUGGAGCAGCCGCAGGUCAUCGCCAGGAUCCUGGGCCUGGUUUUCUCCCUGAUCGAGUUCUCCUGCAUCAUCGGGGAAGGGUACACCAACCCACACACCUCCGGGGUUGUCCACUGCAUCUUCAACCAGAACGAUGACGCCUGUCGCUACGGCACCGGUGUCGGGAUCCUGGCCUUCCUGGGUUCCCUUGCUUUCUUCACCAUCGACAUCUAUUUCCCCCAGAUCAGCAGCGCCGCCGACCGCAAGCACCUGGUCAUGGCGGACCUGGCCUUCUCAGCUCUCUGGACCGUCCUGUGGUUCAUCAACUUCUGCUUCCUGACCAACCAGUGGGCGGCCACCGACCCCAAGAAGGUCCUGGUGGGGGCCGACUCGGCCCGAGCGGCCAUCGCCUUCAGCUUCUUCUCCAUCUUCUCGUGGGGCCUGCUGACCUACUUCGCCCACCGGCGCUUGAAGGCGGGCGUCACCUUCCUCCAGAACUACGCCGACCCCACCCCCGAACCCGGAACUCCCUACCCCAACGUCGCCGUGGACAACUACCAACAGCCACCCUUCACCCAGAACGUGGAGUCCACCGAGGGCUACCAGCCACCUCCUGUGUAUUAAGCCGGGAGGGGGAGGGCCCAGUGUGGUGGGGGGGCGGUGAGGUUUGGGGGGUGGCCCCAGAAUCAGAGGCUUGGGCUAACGGCCCUGCCCUCCCCCUAACACCCACAAUUCAGGAAGGCGGCUCCCCUCUUCCUUAUGCUCUUUGCUUGGUCAGAACUACUGUGCAAAACCAAAGUGCCACUAUCCCCUUUUCCCAGCAGGAGAGGCAGGACCGGUCAGUUUUCGGGGAGAAGGGGUGCUUGGAUCCCUGGGCCAUUUUGGAUUUGUUUGUCCCCCCCCCCCCCCCCGCCACUGAUUUGAGUGUGUUUUUUCUUUCCUCUUGAGCAGGGCACAAAGUCACCCCUCACACCAACAGGUGUCUUAGCCCCACGGCACCCCGGGAGAACAUAACCUGGUCCCAGCCGCACCUCUGGCCCGUGAGAUCCGUGCCUUAAAGCGCUUCCCUCCUGCUGCCCGGGGCUGGGGGUGGAGGUCCUAGCCUGCUUCCUGCCCUUCCCUCUCAGGGUUUGUACCUUCAGCCUUUUAGUUCCUCAGCUCACACUCCUUCCCCCGGGUCCCUGUUGGGUUGUGAGGUUUCUGUCCCCUGCUGUAUGCAGUGCCAGUGGGCCCCUCCAGUGUGCACCCCAAAAGGGGCGGGUGGGUAUGUACGGGGGGAGUGGGAUUUGCUAUCGAUAACCCUGCCGUGACACGCCAAGCGGGUGGGUAGGUCUCCCCUGCAGCAUUGCACUUGUGUAAAUAUCGUGCGAUUGUCCAACUGUUAACUGUAGGGGGGCGGUGCCCAGACGGUUUUGAAUGUAUUAAGCCACGCACACAAAAUCCCCACGAGACACUGUUUGGUUCAAAUGGUUUGGAGAUGGAAUAAAUAUAUUUUUUUUUCCAUUC